UAGAAGCGUUGACAUUGAGAAUGGUAGAUCAAGGCAUAAAAGGUUUUUUGUACACUAAUUACAACUACAACACAGAUGGAGAUGCAGAAAGACAAGGACAAAGAGGAGGAGGAGGAGGAGAAGGAGACGGAGGAGGAGGAAGUAUUUCAUAUCAGUCACAUUCAUUUCUUGAUCUUUAAGGGUAUUAUUUCUCAUGGUUGGUGUGGUGCUUGCAAUGAACCCAUAUCUAAUACUCCAACAUAUCAAUGUAAUCGGGUUUGUGAUGGUUCUUUCUAUCGAUGUUUAGAGUGCAAUUACAGUAUACAUCUGGAAUGUUUACCAAUACCGACUACUGUCAAACAUAAGUAUCAUUCCCAUCCCCUAACGCUUAUUGAUUCGUUCGUGGAAGAUGAUUCGGGAGAUUAUUACUGUGAUGCUUGUGAGAAUGAAAGGAAUCCAAGACAUCAUGUUUAUUACUGUGAGAAGUGCACAUACGUUAUUCAUAUUGAAUGUCUGCUAUCAGAGGAACGAAAAGGACUUGAAGCAUCUACAUCACAGUUGCCUUCCGACAGCAUAGUUGAGGGCAAAGAAAUAGAAGAUGAACCGAGAAUUGCAGCCCCGGAUUCUGACAGAACUAAAGGAAAAGAAAUUGAGUCAGGAGAGUGGAGCAUUGCGAAAAUCGAUGAGGCCAUCGCAAAUUACUGCAUGGAGAUCACGGAACUGGUUGAAAAGUUGAGGCCACUAGCAGCAAAAGUAGAGGUUCUUCAGAAGUUACGAGCGAGCAUGUUGAAUCCAGAAUAGUUUGAUUUUCAGUAGCCUAUUAUUUUAGUCCAUUCUGUUUAGUUGUGUUGUUUAUUAUGGAUUUACAGAUUGUGUUUCUGAUACCAAAUGUUUCAUAUUUAAUGGCUAAAGUUGUCUAAUGUUGCAACACA
This is a messenger RNA of Tripterygium wilfordii, 911 nucleotides long. RefSeq lists its product as uncharacterized. Bases 76 to 780 code for a protein of 234 amino acids. The transcript is spliced from 3 exons. NCBI's taxonomy places the organism in Eukaryota, Viridiplantae, Streptophyta, Magnoliopsida, Celastrales, Celastraceae. The record is from RefSeq and is a predicted model, not a curated record.